Messenger RNA from Adineta ricciae, 942 nucleotides. Lineage: Eukaryota; Metazoa; Rotifera; Eurotatoria; Adinetida; Adinetidae. The record is from the annotation of a GenBank genome assembly.
AUGCCCGCUGAGCAAGCUGAACUAGUUCAACGCUACAUAAAUACUCGAGAAUAUUUAACAAUCAAGAUCUACGAUUGUUAUUUACUAAUUCAUCGAAAUAUUAUUCAAAAUUGUCACGAUCGUGAAUUAGGUUUAGAAUUACCACCUGCAAUUGUCAAACGAAUCUUCGGUUCGAAUCCGUUGUCAGUCAUUGAUGUCACAACGACACAUCAUGUUGAUCCAUCGCUAUACGAUAUAAUCGUAUUUGCGAAUAAAUCAGCUGUUUAUACACGAACGAAACUAGCAGUGGAAAAGACGAGCGGAUUUAAGAAACUACCGUAUUAUGUUCAUGAAGAUUUAGAAUUAUUGAAGUGUUGUGGCAUGUCACGAGAAGAAAUCGAGUUUUUCCGACAGAAAUUAGAUGUUUACGGCUUGAAAAACAAGAUUGUUUCGAAUAAGACCGAUGCAAUCGUGCAAAAAAUUAUUGAUUAUAGUGACAUCUCGACGAGAUUGAAUUGUCGAUUAGUAUCAAAGAAAUGGAAAGCAUUGGUUGACCAGUCAUCAGCGUGGAAUCAUGUUUGUUUGACAAAAUCAUCUCGAUAUAUCGAUCGAGCGUUGAGUUAUUUUCAAAAGAUUGAUAUUCAUGAAUUGGAUAUUUCUCAAUCAACAAAUCAACCUCUAAACUGUGAUAUCAAUAGCAAAUUCUCGUUGUAUUCUCUCCGAACACUUUGUAUAUCUACGGAUCAUUCACGUGAAUUACUAACGUUGUUAUUUAUUCAUUCUUCGUUAACGAUCCCGAUAGACCGGUUCUACGAACAAAUUCAUGCUAUGAUAUGUUUGUGUCGAACUCAUUUGAAAUGCUUACAGAAAUUACAUAUUCAACUUCGAUCUGCAUCAGAUCAAAUAUUCCUGCAAUCAUCAAUCGUUAGUUCAUUACCAAUUACAUAUGAAGUUAUUACUUAG